Messenger RNA from Leptinotarsa decemlineata (Colorado potato beetle), 603 nucleotides. It is a transcript of the gene Task7, whose product is annotated as TWIK-related acid-sensitive K[+] channel 7. The record is from RefSeq and is a predicted model, not a curated record. Gene Ontology annotation, cellular component: plasma membrane. Gene Ontology annotation, biological process: potassium ion transmembrane transport; stabilization of membrane potential. Gene Ontology annotation, molecular function: outward rectifier potassium channel activity; potassium ion leak channel activity. Lineage: Eukaryota; Metazoa; Arthropoda; Insecta; Coleoptera; Chrysomelidae.
CAAUCGACGAACCGGUCAGCUGCUCGUUUUAUAAACAUUCAUUAUUUUUCUGUUUGUUUUAAUUUAUGAUCAAAUAAUAUUUUAGCUAUGAAAAGACAAAAUGUGCGAACCUUAUCUUUGGUCGUGUGUACAUUCACUUAUCUUCUAAUUGGAGCAGCCGUGUUCGAUGCCCUUGAAUCCAAAGAGGAGGCAAAACGGGAUUCGUUGCUCAAAGUAUCAUCGAAUGCCCUGAAGAAGAAAUAUAACAUAUCUGAAGAUGACUAUCGGAUGAUUGAACUAGUCAUUAUUGAAUACAAACCGCACAAAGCAGGCCCCCAAUGGAAGUUUGCUGGAGCAUUCUACUUUGCCACUGUAGUUCUGGCCAUGAUCGGAUAUGGACAUUCAACACCCGUAACUUCAGGAGGAAAAGCGUUUUGCAUCGGAUAUGCAGUGGUUGGAAUACCCCUGGGACUAGUGAUGUUCCAGAGUAUUGGUGAACGUUUGAACAAAUUUGCUUCAAUUGUCAUUAGGCAGAUCAAAAAAUAUCUGAGUUGCCAGAAAAUUGAAGCUACAGAAAUGAACCUGAUGUUCGCGACUGGAAUGUUAUCUUCCAUAAUCAUAACA